Medicago truncatula (barrel medic) is the source of this 1273-nucleotide messenger RNA. Its product is annotated as phosphoglycerate mutase-like protein AT74H. Gene Ontology annotation, molecular function: catalytic activity. Lineage: Eukaryota; Viridiplantae; Streptophyta; Magnoliopsida; Fabales; Fabaceae. The transcript is spliced from 5 exons. The record is from RefSeq and is a predicted model, not a curated record. The coding region runs from base 64 to 1128 and encodes 354 amino acids.
UUCUGACUUAUGUAUGGGUAAGAAAUAAAUAUGUGACUGAGUAGAAUUUCAUUCAAAAAUAUCAUGGGCAUUGCCAUAACAUCACUACCACUCUCAGUAUCUCAACAAAAACAUCUUAAAAUCAAACCAAACACUAAUUCCAAUUAUUCUAAGACUAACAACACAUACUUACUAAUCCAAUGUUGUCACAGCCAAACAGACCCUAUAGAUUCACUAACCAACAACAAUGGACAUACCAGGUUUCCAGAGAAAAAUCCUCUGAUAAACCCUUUACUAGCCUCCAAAGUUGGUGCAGUGCCUCCAAGGCCUAGAAGAAUAAUUCUUGUUAGACAUGGAGAGAGUGAAGGGAACGUGGAUGAGAGUGUUUACACAAGGGUACCUGAUCCCAAAAUAGGCCUCACAAAUAGGGGUAGGGUUCAAGCAGAGGAAUGUGGACAAAGAAUCAAGAACAUGAUUGAAAAAGAUAGUGAUGAAAAUUGGCAACUCUACUUUUAUGUGUCUCCAUAUAGAAGGACUCUCGAAACUUUGCAAAGCUUAGCUCGUCCUUUUGAACGUUCGAGAAUUGCUGGAUUCAGAGAAGAGCCUCGGAUUAGAGAACAAGAUUUCGGGAAUUUUCAAAAUAGAGAGUUGAUGAAAGUUGAAAAAGCGCAACGCCAUCUUUAUGGUCGUUUCUUUUACCGAUUUCCAAAUGGUGAAUCUGCGGCUGAUGUAUACGAUAGAAUCACAGGAUUUAGAGAAACACUAAGAGCAGAUAUUAAUAUUGGACGGUAUCAACCACCUGGGGAGAAGAAUUUUGACGUGAACUUGGUCAUCGUGUCGCAUGGUUUAACACUUAGAGUUUUUCUUAUGAGAUGGUAUAAAUGGACGGUUGAACAAUUCGAGGGUCUCAACAACUUUGGCAAUGGAGGCGAGCUUGUCAUGGAAAAGGGUUAUGGUGGAAGGUAUAGCUUAUCAAUGCAUCAUGAUGAACAAGAGUUAAGACAGUUUGGAUUGACUGAUGAAAUGCUGAUUGAUCAAGAAUGGCAUAAAUUUGCAAAGCCUGCUGAUCUGAAUUAUGAUUGUCCAAUGGUGAAUUCCUUCUUUCCUCAUCUUCAUGAAGAAGCAAACAGAAGCCAACAAAAAGGGUAGUAAUCCGCCAUAAAUUUGUAGCAAUAUAAUGCUCGAUGCAUUGGCUAUCGAAUGGUACAUAUUUUGUAACAUAAACAGAAAAAAGGUGUACAAAUUUUGCAGUAAUUGAAGAAGUAGAUGAAUGUGGCUAUUUAAUUCUUACUAA